UCGUUUCUGUUCAGUUUAAGUUCAACACUGAAUAAAACACAUUUCUUUAUCGUCAUGAUUUGUGAAUGAAUGAAUCCACACGGGCCCACAGUUUGCAUCCUUCCUAAACCCAUCUUCAUACCGUAAGGACACAGAGCGGGUAAGCGCGCGCUUCAUCCACAUUGCUUCAUUUAGACGAUAUCCUGUUCAAAUUAUCACACACCACGCUUCUCGGUUGGUCCCAUCCAGUGGAGCAGUUCAGUCGGGUGUUGGAUGCCUGAUCGGAUAGGACGUGUUUCGUCAGAUGGGAGUCGAAAGGUGGUGGAAUGACUUAGUGUUUGAAUUUAAAAAAUAAAGUUUGAUCCCAUUUCAAGUUAAAAAAUAAAUAAAAUUCAUCAAAUAAGUUUUGUGUUAAUCAGACUCGUACUGUGUAUAAAGGCUGCACUGCCGAGGAUUACCCGUGGUUCAGUGGAUGGAUACAAACAUAUCAAUAUGAAUGGAAUUAAAUCGUUCAACUGUGCACUGUUGAUAAUCGUGUGCGUGCUUUUCAGAGUCUACACUUCCGUUCACAUCACCAACCUAGACGUGCCGCGAACGUACAUCCUCGAACGGGAGGAGUUUAUCACAGCUUUCUCUGCAGGACAUCGGCAUCCGUUGGUUCAUAUUGAAUCCGAGCCUGAUGAGAGUAGCAGUAGUAGUCCAGCAGCGACACCCACAAUUCCUGAUACGAACUUCACUGCCGCCGCCGCCGCCGUUGCCGCGAGCAACAUCAGUAGUAGUAGUGGUAAUAGUAAUGAUGGGAAAAGUUCCCACGAGAUUAAACCGCUGAUAAUGGACUGCCAGUAUGAGAUCAAGGCUAACGAGUGUGGUUUUGUGCUGAAAUGGUACUUUAACAAAAAGUUAAUUUACCAAUGGAUACCGGCGCGGAAUCCCGUUGGAAUGAACCAAUUCAAAAGUGAACUGAGGACCAAUUACUCGAUGUCGGACCUGGCCAACUACAAGUACCGGGCUUUGGUGAUACAGCAUCCGAAGCUGAACCACAGUGGAGAGUACAUGUGCUCCGUGCAAACGUACGAAUCGUUCGAUCGCAAGGCAGCUCGCUUUCAAAUCGUCGUACCAGAAAAGAGGCUGCUCCUGCAUUACGAAAACGAUGCCGAAAAAAAAAACAUGCUCCUGAUAAAGUGUAGCGUUUUUAUGAUAUAUCCUGAGCCAAACCUGGUACUUGUGGUGAGCGGCGAUUUGCUCCUGGUUAGCUCACGUACCGUGGUCGUUUCGGAUCGGCACCGCAUGUACAACAAAACCAUUUACGGUUUGAUCGACAAACAUCUGCUCAUAUCGCCCACCUCGAUAGGGUGCGUUCUAACGGUUUCCGGAUCCAGCUAUGUGCGAAAGCGCGAAACAAUCUAUUACGAUACUACUCAGCUGACGAGAUGGAGCCGGCUGCGAAUGGACGAGCAAGGACGAUUCGAGAUUAGCGAUUGCUCCGGUCGUUCGAGCGUGUCCUUUUUGAUGACAACGAUAGUGUUAUUUUCGAUCUAUCGACGAUAUUUUAGAGUACGCAUUCACAUUUAGAAUUAAAUUUUCUUACGAAUAGAAAAUGAAGAACCGUGUAUGUGAGUUACUUAUCCGAUAGCCAUUAAUGAGUUAGUAUGUAGCCUUUGAACGACAUUGGUACGGUAAUGGUAGGGUAUCACGUAAUACAAGCUGUGCAGUCAUGAGCCCAGUCCCAAAGCCGUAUUUAUCUGGGAAAUUGGUUUACGCCUUUACUACCCGAGUAGGUGAGAAAAUCUAACGAAUAACACAUUCAGUUAUUAAUAAUUGAAUUGCUGAAAAGCAAAAACUAAAAUUGGUUUGAUUGAGAUAAGAGGUAAACAGCAGAAAUAAUAUCAAAAUCUAGUGUGGAGAAGUGCUCAAUAAUAGUUUGUUAAGAUAUUACAAGAUCAAAACAAUAGCAGACAAGAUUUGUCGACCAUUUUCUUGGAAAAAAAAAAUUGCCAAUAUCCAGCAUCGAACCUACGACCUUAGGAUUCACAGGCGGCGAUGCUACUUACCACUCAA
Aedes albopictus (Asian tiger mosquito) is the source of this 2037-nucleotide messenger RNA. RefSeq lists its product as uncharacterized. Bases 472 to 1551 code for a protein of 359 amino acids. The record is from RefSeq and is a predicted model, not a curated record. The transcript is spliced from 7 exons. NCBI's taxonomy places the organism in Eukaryota, Metazoa, Arthropoda, Insecta, Diptera, Culicidae.